AUGUUGACCAACAAGCUGUUCCGUGUUUCUCAGCUCGCUGGACGUGGUUUCCAAAGUGGAUUUGUCUACAAACAAGUUGCUUUUGCUUCUUCAGGUAUGGUACUGUAUUUUUUAGUAGAUAUUAUUUGUUUUUAUUGUUUCAUAAAUUUUUAUAGCUUAUUUUGUAGGUAUAGGUACAUUAAUAUAAGGGGUCAAUUAAAAGUUUGUUUUUUGGAUAAAUUGGUGUUGGUAGCUUAUUUUAAUGGAUAAUAUAGCUGUAUUAGGGUUAUUUUUAAUAUGAUGAGCAAGUUUUAGUAAUUUUGUAAGAUCUAACAUAUGUUAUAGCGUUUUUUGUAGGUAUAGGUACAUUAAUAUCAAUUUUUACUUAAAAUUUGAUGUUUUUAAUCAAAAAUAGGUAAUAAAAACUGUUUUAAAGGUUAAUAUUAGGUAUAGAAUAAUAAAUUUUAUGAAAAUAAUGAUAACAAGUAAUAGUGUAAAACUUGUAUAACAAAAAAUGGCACGAGAAUAGCAUGUUAUUCUUGAAAAGCUGAUAAGAACCGAAUACUUUUGCUUUUAUUUGGUUAAAGACAUAGAUAAAACGAGGUGAAAGUGUGAUAUUAUACUAGAACGUAUUUUAUUUUAUCUAAACAGUUUGAUUUAUAUUGGUUUUGGCUAGUUUUGGUUGUUUUGAUUGGCUAAAAUUGUAAUUUCUGGAUUAGCAUAUCAAACUUUGAGAAAUAAGACUAAAAAUUCAGCCUAUAAAGAAAUAAGCUUAAAAGAAAGUGAAAAUGAGUUUUGGCCAAGAGUUUGAGUAUUUGUCGGAAAUUGGACAAAAACUGGACAUUUCUUCAGGAAACCGCGAAUUCAUCAAGGUGGAGAAGGUGGGAGAAAAGAAGAAUGUUGGUCUGAUCACGCUGAACCGCCCCAAGGCUUUGAAUGCUCUGAACAAGGGAUUGAUGAAUGAGGUAAGGGUUUCUAGAAUGUUUAAUUUAGGUAACUAGACCUGCAAAGGGAUUAGGGUAGGGUGGAGUAGGAUAGAGUAGGGUAAGGUAAGUUAGGGUAGGGUAAUGAAUAAAUGUAAUUUUGGUCAUAUUAGGUCAGAGGAUGUAAAUAAAGGGAAUGACCAUUAUUUUUCAAAUUUAAAAUUAAAAAUUUUUGAAAUUUUAAAAUGUUUUUUAGAUCGCUGAACAAGUAGUCGAAUUCGAUAAUGACAAGUCAGUUGGAGCUAUCAUUAUUACUGGAUCCGAAAAGGCUUUUGCUGGUAAGUUUUGAAUUGUUCUUUAAAAUGGCAAGAACUUUCUUUACAAAACAAAAAAUAGCAAGAAAUUUCUUUACAAAAUGAAAAAUGGCAAGAACUUUCUUUACGAAAAAUAAAAUGACAAAAACUUUGUUUACAAAACAAAAAUUUUUAAAAUAUGCUUAAAUUGAUACCUAAAAUAUUAUUUUUUUCAGCCGGAGCAGACAUCAAGGAGAUGAUCCCCAACGACAUGGCCUCCUGUUUCCAAGAAGGUUUCCUAGAAAACUGGGCGCAGGUCGGCAAACUGCGCAAGCCAAUCAUCGCGGCCGUUAAUGGAUACGCCUUGGGCGGUGGCUGCGAGCUGGCCAUGACUUGUGACAUUAUCUAUGCCGGCGAGAAGGCUCGAUUCGGACAACCAGAAAUUCUUAUUGGUACUAUUCCUGGUGCUGGUGGUACGCAACGAUUGACCCGAGCUGUGGGCAAGAGUUUGGCCAUGGAAUUGUGUUUGACUGGUGAUCAGAUCUCGGCCGAAGAGGCCUUGAAGAGAGGAUUGGUGUCUAAGGUAGGGUGGGGGCAGAGAGGAGGGAUGUCGUGGGGGUAAAGGAAGGCAGAUGUAGGAUAUUGAAGGUAAUGGAAAGGGGGAGUGGAAAAGGGAGGGUGUGCUAGAUUAAAGAGGGGGGGGGGAGAUAAAAAAUAUGUAGAAUUUUGAGGACAAUUGGCAAGAACUUUCUUUACAAAACAAGAAAUGGCAAGAAAUUUCUUUACAAAACAAGAAAUGGCAAGAACUUUCUUUACAAAACGUAAAAUGACAAGAACUUUCUUUACAAAACUGCUUUUUUAUAAAAGCGCAAUAACUUUCUUUACAAAAUUAUUUUUUUGAAAUUUUUAAAAACUCUCACUAUAUAUUGUUGUAGGUGUUCCCAGUAGAUCAACUAGUCCCCGAAGCCAUUAAAUUGGGCGAGAAAAUCGCUGCCAACUCUCCACUGAUCACUCAGCUAGCCAAAGAAUCCGUGAACCGUGCCUUCGAGACCUCGCUACAAGAAGGUCUCCUGUUCGAACGUCGCUUCUUCCACGUCACCUUCGGCACGAAGGACCGCAAAGAAGGAAUGACAGCCUUUUCCGAGAAAAGAAAACCCAACUGGACCUCGUCCUAG
Molecule: messenger RNA, 2370 nt
Organism: Bursaphelenchus okinawaensis
Lineage: Eukaryota; Metazoa; Nematoda; Chromadorea; Rhabditida; Aphelenchoididae
Source: the annotation of a GenBank genome assembly